UGUGCAUGUCCAUCAAUGCUGUCGAAGCCUUUAGAGAGAGAUUCCCGAAUAAGUCAGGAGCUGGGAAGCCGGUCGCACUGGUGUGUUGUUGCAUACUGGGAGGAGCGGACUCGAGUGGGGCGCCUGUACACUGUCCAAGAAGCCUCCCUCGAUAUCUUCUACGAUCUACCUCACGGGAACGGAUUCUGCCUGGGACAGUUAAACUCAGACAACAAGAGCCAGCUGGUGACCAAAGUCCGGAGCAAAAUUGGCUAUGGCAUCCAGCUGAGUAAGGAGCCGGACGGAGUGUGGGUCUACAACCGCAGCAACUACCCAAUCUUCAUCAAGUCAGUCACACUGGACAACCCAGACUCCAGGACGUUACUCGUUCAUAAAGUGUUCCCGGGUUAUUCCAUCAAGGCUUUCGACUACGAGAAGUCUUACACCUUGCAGAGACCCAAUGACCAUGAUUUCACGCACGAACCGUGGUCUGGAUUCAGCGUCCAAAUUAGUUUUGUAAAAGGCUGGGGCCAAUGCUACACGAGACAAUUCAUAACCAGCUGCCCUUGCUGGCUGGAGGUGUUCCUCAAUAACCGAUAAGAGUGGUGUUAUUAAAGGACUCGGAUUCAACAGAGGCGCUUUCAAUGAAAAGUAAUGAGAUUUAAUAAGAGAAAAAGUGUAUUUUAUGUUAUAUAUAAAUAUAUUAUAUUACUUGUAAAUAUGAAGACGUUUUAUAGCAUUAUUUAUGUAUUGUGCAAUGUGUAAACCAGACAAAAUAAAGAUGCACUUUGCUUAAUAUAAAUGCAAAUAAGAUGAAAAAAACGCCAAAAUUUAAAUAACACAAAAUUGGUGUUCUUAUGGGUGCUGAAACCAAGAAGAAUGUGUUUUUUUUAAAUAGAGGAGUUUUAUGUUCAAGUGGAAAAAUAAAAUUGUACACCUGAUUUAAA
Molecule: messenger RNA, 926 nt
Organism: Rhincodon typus (whale shark)
Lineage: Eukaryota; Metazoa; Chordata; Chondrichthyes; Orectolobiformes; Rhincodontidae
Gene: smad7
Product: SMAD family member 7
Exons: 2
Coding region: 16-579 (187 amino acids)
Biological process (GO): cell differentiation; SMAD protein signal transduction; regulation of transcription by RNA polymerase II
Cellular component (GO): heteromeric SMAD protein complex
Molecular function (GO): I-SMAD binding; transcription regulator inhibitor activity
Source: RefSeq, a predicted model, not a curated record